Diatraea saccharalis (sugarcane borer) is the source of this 3075-nucleotide messenger RNA. Lineage: Eukaryota; Metazoa; Arthropoda; Insecta; Lepidoptera; Crambidae. The record is from the annotation of a GenBank genome assembly.
UUACCUGGUUUUUUACAUUUAUUAGUAAUUGUAAAUUUGUAGGUCGCACCAAUAAAUAUAAGAAUGUUAAAUGCCAUACCAAUUCCAUUUUUAUAUUAAAGUAUAAAAGUAAAGCGGACUAUUUUCACAACAUUCUUUUAAUGAAAUAUGUUUAGAAAGCUCGCUUGUUUUAAUAAUCAUAGUAAUGACAUAUUACAGCUUAUAUUUUGAAUGUGAUCUAACAAAAAAAAGUUCUCGUCAUGAUUUUAUGAUUUUUACAAUAUAUUGUAAAAGGAAAAAACAAAUAUUUCCAUUUACAAAAUCACAAUACAACUUUUCACUUUAUUAUUAUUCUAUGCUCAUGACAAAUUGAUGUUUAUACCUAAUCUUUGGAUGUGUCACUCACUGCAUGCUUUGUAAAUGUUCCAUGUAACGUUCCAUUUCACAUUUUUUGUUUACACUAAAAAUACGAAUUUAUAAUGUUGGGAUUAAUCAUUAUUAUUUUUUAAUUUGUACCAUGUAGGUAAUUAGCCUAUACAUAAAACAUGUAAAGGCUAAUUUUAAUAACAAAAGAAAAAACUAAAUUUUCAGGAGCUAUGAGAUGUUUUAAAUGUGUUACUUUUGUUUAAAUUGUUCAUCAUUUUUCUUUUACUCAUAAAUAUUAUAAAAUAUUUAAGUGUUUAUUUAUAAAAUAUAAAAGUGGUUUUACGCAAUGCGUGCAAUGCAAUAUUUUUAUUUUUGAGUUUUUUGAGGUCAUUCAACACGAAUACGAUUCUGCCCGAUGCGCGACCGAACGGGACCGAACGAACGUCACCCGAAACGAAACGGAAAGAAGGGCGAUGUUGCAUUAGCGAAGAAAGACAGCUGCUGUCGUUUCAUAUUCAGCUGAUUUUUGUGUACGCCAGCGAACACAGCAAAAUUAACCAAUUAUCGAAGCUUAUCGUGACGGCACAAUUCACAGGAACGCGUGGAAACAGUGCAAUCGAGGACAACGAAACGUUCGAAGAGAACAACGGAGAAGCAUCAUUCUGCUGCGACGAACAAAGGGAGAUGGUCCAUUGAGCGCGGACGGUGCGUAGCGGGCGGCCGUGACGUCACGAGGCCGCAGCGACGAGGCCGAUGCGGCGGGCGAGCUCGUGAUCUCGGCGCUCCGGGGAGCGCGGCGAGGACGCGGAGCGGAGCGGGCCAGCCUGGCCUCCACUGACUCAGGGUCGGGGGACGAGGGCGCAGGCCACCGGCCGCCGCGCAAGCGGACCCGCAGGCUGUCGCCGCCCGCCCAGCCCGCGGCAAUGCAUCAGCCGCACCAGCCGUGCGCCAAUGGAGCGCCACCCCUUCAUAUCAACGGGGACGCUCCAGCUAGCAAUGGCGACGUGCAGCCACCUGGCCUGCGUAUGAGCCAGACUGACCAGGAGAUCGUGCGGCUCAUCGGGCAGCACCUCAUGUCUGUUGGACUCGAGCGGAGCGCAGCGUCGCUGAUGGAGGAGUCGGGCCUUCACCUGGAGCACCCUGCGGCGGCGACGUUCCGUCAGCACGUGCUCGCGGGGGACUGGGUGAAGGCCGACCACGACCUGCGCGCGCUGCACGACCUGCUGCGCGACUCCUCGAGCCUCGAACCCCACAAUCUCGCGGAGAUGAAGUUCGCGGUGCUGGAGCAGAAGUACCUGGAGCACCUGGAGGCGGGGCGCGCGCUGGACGCGCUGCACGUGCUGCGCAACGAGCUCACGCCGCUGCAGCACGACACCGCGCGCGUGCACCGCCUGUCCGCGCUCAUGAUGUGCGCCGACGCCGCCGAGCUGCGCGCGCGCGCCGCCUGGCCCGGGCCCGCCAGCCGCCAGCAGGUGCUGCUGCAGGUGCAGCAGGCGCUGCCGCCGCGCCUCAUGAUGCCGCCCGCGCGCCUGCGCGCGCUGCUGGCGCAGGCCGCCGCGCACCAGGCGGCGCGUUGCCGCUUCCACGCGGAGCCCCGCGGGGAGCCCCGCCCCGACCACGUGCCCUUCACGCUGCUGGCGGACCACCACUGCUCCGCCGACCGGUUCCCCAUUCACUCGUUGCAGGUUCUAAACGAGCACUGCGAUGAGGUGUGGUACUGCAAGUGGUCGCCGGACGGCUCCAAGUUGGCGUCCGGCUCCAAAGACAACACGGUCAUGAUAUGGGACUACGACCCCGUCGCCAAACGACUCUCCUUCAGGAAAUCCUUGGAAGGCCACUCGUAUGGAGUGUCGUUCGUGAGCUGGAGCCCCGACGGACGGUACCUGCUCUGUGCCGGCCCAGAGGACUGUCCCGAUCUUUGGAUAUGGAACAUGCAGACGGAGAGCCUGCACCUGAAGAUGUCCCACUCGCAGGAGGACUCGCUGACGGCGGUGGCGUGGCACGCCAGCGGGGACAAGUUCGUGUGCGGCGGCGCAAGGGGACAGUUCUACCACUGCAGUCUGGACGGCGCGCUGCUGAACAGCUGGGACGGCGUGCGCGUGAACGCGCUGGCGUGCCGCAGCGACGGGCGCACCGUGCUCGCGGCCGACACGCACUACCGCGUGCGCGCGUACGACUUCGGCGACCUCACCGACCGGAACGUACUGCAGGAGGAGCACGCGGUGAUGGCGAUGAGCAUGAACGCGGCGGACACGCUGGUGCUGCUGAACGUGGCCAACCAGGGCGUGCACCUGUGGGACCCGCGCGCGCGCUCGCUCGUGCGCCGGUUCCGCGGCCUCUCGCAGGGGCACUUCACCAUCCACGCCGCCUUCGGGGGCGCGCACCAGGACUUCAUCGCCUCCGGCAGCGAGGACAACAAGGUGUACAUCUGGCACAUAAACGGCGAGGAGCCGAUAGCGGUGAUGUCGGGCCACACGCGCUGCGUGAACGCGGUCUCGUGGAACCCGGUGCACCACGACGUGCUCGUGUCCGCCUCCGACGACUACUCGCUGCGCCUGUGGGGGCCGCGCCACGCCCAGCCGCCCCAGCAGCCCUAGCAGCCCCGCCCGCCCCACCCGCCUGCCGCCCCAGCCCCGGCACCACUAGGAACGGUGUAUUGAAUCGUAUGUCGUGUCGACGGCCGCUAUCGAAGUGCGUAGCUUUCCGGUUGAAUUAACUUCACGAGACCAC